AUCGCUUCUGCAACUUGCAACAUCGACCGAACCCGACCAUAAACCUGAUAACGUCAAGAAGAAUAACUUGAACUACGCCGCUAGUCACUAUAGACUUGUCUACUUCUCACACAACGUCAACAACAAUAACAAUCGCAAACAUGUCCCUCCGCAUCGUCCCCGCCGACGCCCACCUCACCUCUUUUACGCACAACCCCUCGCACAAUACUAGUGCUCCGUCAGCCCCAGGACUCCACGACACGCUCCGCGCAGGCGUCGGCCCGUCCCCCUUCGACAUCGCCGACAACAAACCCCAGUCGGCACACCCGCUCGAUUCGCGCCUCAAGUCUUGGGAAGCGACGCGCGAGGCGCUGCGCAUGGAGACGCUGCGGCGCGCCUACGGCGUCGCGGAGCCCGUGCGCCGGCAGAUGGAGCUCAAGAUCACGCGGGAGGGUGAGUGGAAGCCCAUGGUUCUUGGGGGCGGUGGUAGCGGGAUGGGGAGCGUGCAUGAGGAGAUUCUUGCCGGUCGGGACGAUACGAUUACGUGGGAGGAUGUGUUCACGGGGGAGGAGAUGAGGCCUGUGGUGGGCGUGCACGAGGAGAUGGAGAGGAAGGUCAACAUGUGAGGGGGACAUUUGCAUGUAGUGAAACGGAGGGAGGAUACCUGCGGAGCUAGUGGUGGGCAAGGACACAUCGAGUGGAGGGACAGGUUGCUGAGAAGCGUGAGCCGGUAAGUCCGUGGGAGCUGGACAAUACGGGCGGAGGUCAGAUUCGAGCAGGGUCCAGCGUCAUCAGCAUACGGUGGAAUAACCGAGGAGCUUUGCGUGUGCUGAAUCGUCAGAAAACAAAUCCUUGCUCUGCAGCCGCACAGGUGACUCCAAGUCUCUACCCAGCCCCUGAUGAUCAGUGACAUUUGCACUAAACACCUAAUCCGCCGAUCGAAACAAUCUCGAAGCGAUCGCUGGGGUGGCCCACAGGCCGCCCUUCGUCAUGUAUUUGAGACUUCAGGAUAAACCAAAAACAACACGCUGCGCCAGGCCCGCCCCUUAACCAUGUACAUCGAAUAGAGCUUUCUCAUGUAGACAACCGCUGGCCUGCUCC
This is a messenger RNA of Parathielavia appendiculata, 1080 nucleotides long. RefSeq names its product proteasome maturation factor UMP1. Lineage: Eukaryota; Fungi; Ascomycota; Sordariomycetes; Sordariales; Chaetomiaceae. Gene Ontology annotation, cellular component: nucleus; cytoplasm. The record is from RefSeq and is a predicted model, not a curated record. The transcript is spliced from 2 exons. Gene Ontology annotation, biological process: proteasome assembly. The coding region runs from base 141 to 605 and encodes 154 amino acids.